Messenger RNA from Sebastes umbrosus (honeycomb rockfish), 4045 nucleotides. RefSeq names its product fragile X mental retardation, autosomal homolog 1 (gene fxr1). The record is from RefSeq and is a predicted model, not a curated record. The transcript has 19 exons. Gene Ontology annotation, biological process: regulation of dendritic spine development; regulation of filopodium assembly; regulation of mRNA stability. Bases 102 to 2339 code for a protein of 745 amino acids. Gene Ontology annotation, molecular function: protein homodimerization activity; mRNA 3'-UTR binding; translation regulator activity. Gene Ontology annotation, cellular component: neuronal cell body; dendritic spine; membrane. Lineage: Eukaryota; Metazoa; Chordata; Actinopteri; Perciformes; Sebastidae.
CUACAACUACAACUAGAGCAGUCACCUCUCCAGACUUCAAACUCUCCUCUCCUGAUGCUUCAAGGAGCACCUGUCAUCCCGGCAUCCUUUGCGUGUCCAAUAUGGAGGAACUGGUGGUGGAGGUCCGUGGCUCCAACGGGGCGUUUUACAAGGGCGUUGUCAAAGACAUCCACGAUGACUCUCUCACCAUUGCCUUUGAGGACAAUUGGCAGCCAGAGCGCCAGGUGCCCUUCAGUGACGUCAGGAUGCAACCAGCCGCUGACAGCAAGAAGGAGAUCGGAGAGGGCGAGGAGGUGGAGAUCCUCUCCAGAGCCAACGAUCAGGAGCCUUGUGGUUGGUGGCUGGCUAAAGUCCGCAUGAUGAAGGGAUCUUUCUAUGUGAUUGAGUAUGCAGCCUGCGACGCGACCUACAAUGAAAUAGUGACCUUUGACCGUCUGCGUCCAGUCAACAGUAACAAGGCCAUCACCAAGAACUCCUUCCACAAGUGCACUGUCCCUGUUCCUCAGGAUCUACAAGAAGCGUGCCAGGGUGAGAACGCCCAUAAGGACUUUAAGAAAGCCGUGGGAGCCUGUCGCAUCUCGUACUGCCCUGAGACCAGCCAACUACUGAUUAUGUCCUACAAUGAGUCGACAGUGAAGCGUGUGUCCUUGCUGAGUGACAUGCACCUGCGCAGCAUCAGGACCAAGCUGCUGCUGAUGUCACGCAACCAUGAGGCCACAAAACACCUGGAGAGCUCCAGGCAGCUGGUGUCGUCCUUCCAGGAGGAGUUUGUGGUGAGAGCGGAUCUGAUGGGCCUGGCCAUCGGCAGCCACGGCAGCAACAUUCAGCAAGCACGGAAAGUUCCAGGUGUCUCUGCCAUCGACCUGGAUGAGGAGACCGGCACUUUCAGGAUCUAUGGAGAGACAGCGGAGGCAGUGAAGAAGGCCAGGAACUUCCUGGAGUUUCUGGAGGACUCUGUCGAUGUGCCCAGGGCUCUUGUUGGCAAAGUGAUCGGUAAGAACGGUAAGGUCAUCCAGGAGAUUGUGGACAAGUCCGGUGUGGUGAGGGUCAGGAUAGAAGGAGACAAUGACAACAAGCAGCCCCGACAGGAGUCGACACAGGGAAUGGUCCCCUUCACCUUUGUCGGUACUAAGGAGAGCAUUGGCAAUGUUCAGGUCUUGCUGGAGUACCACAUCUCUUACCUCAAUGACAUGGUGGAGCUGCUUGCGGAAGGCCAGCAGCUAGAGGAACAGCUGAGGCAGAUUGUGGAUUAUACACAGGGAAGCAGCCUAGCAAGAUUCAGAAUAAGCAGCACAAGGCACAAUGGAUGUGAUGAAGUUGAGCAGCUUCGUCUGGAGAGGAUGCAGAUUGAUGAACAGUUACGUCAGAUCACCCAGAGUCACCGCCCCGGAGAGAGAGGAGAGAGAGGAGAGAGAGGAGAGAGAGGAGAGAGAGGAGAGAGAGGGGAAAGAGGGGAAAGAGGAGGAGGGCAUAAUACAGAUGGCAGUGCCAAUGCCUCCUCGUCCUCUCUACAUGGCAGUCGCUCCUACAACAGUCGAGGGCGCGGGCGUAGAGGCCACGGCCACAGCUCUGGACAUGGAACCAACUCAGAGCAGUCCAACGCCUCUGAGACAGAUUCAGAGCGCAGGGAUGAGCUCAGUGACUGGUCCCUUGCUGGAGAAGAUCAGGACAGGGAGAGGGAGAGAGGCCAGCGACCACAGAGAGAUGGCCGCAGGAGGCCUGGACCCGGCAGAGGUCGAGGAGGGCCCGGAGGAUGGGGGAGAGGAGGAAGAGGAGGGUACAACAACAGCUCUGCAGGACUUCGGGACAACGAGGACAACAACGCCUAUGGAGCCGCAGAGACAAACACAGAGACAGACCAGACAGCUGAUACAGAUGCUAGCGAGUCCAACUUGCCCGCAAACCGCCGCAGAAGAUCCCGACGGCGCAGAACAGACGAAGACACCACGCUGAUGGAUGGCAUGAGCGAGUCGGACAACGCCUCAAUGAGUGAAAAUGGAAUAGAUGACUCAGAAGUUAAACCUCAGCGUCGUAACCGUAGUCGACGUCGCCGCAUCCGCCUGCCUGAGGAGAGGCAGCCAGUGACGGUGGCUGACUACAUAUCCCGGGCUGAAUCUCAGAGCAGACAGACGACCACCACUAAGGACACCAAGAAAAACAAGGAUGUGGUUCAGGUGGACGCCAUCGCUGAGGACAGCCCACCGUCUGCCCCGGCAACCACCAACGGUUCUAACAACGACCCGGGUGACAGCGAGUGCAGCAAUGCCACCGGUGCUCCCGCUAAAGUCUCCUGCCACGGGGACUCUAACCCACAACCUGUUGUUAACGGACUCUCCUAGUCAGACCUGAGCAAAGGAAAUGGUUUCAAAUAUUUGAAAUUCUUUGGCUGCACUUGAUUUAAUCUCCCUGUCUCUGGAGCAGCCUUAAAAGCGAAACAUUUAAACACAACAUGCACUGUUCCUUUUUUAUUUUACUUUACAAGUAUUUGAAACCUGUUCCACUGCAGAAGUUUUAGAGGUCUGAACUUCAACCUCCCCUUUACACAAGUGUUCUGUCCAACUAUUCAUUUUACUACAGUUUUUUUUACAAUAGUUCUUCCUGUACGAGCUUGCCAAAGAUAGUCGAACACACACAGACUUAUAGACGUCUACUUAACUGUACUUUUCGGUCCACUCUUCAUUGAGAGCUCAGGAAGAGGUCAGACCGAAUGCAGUAUUUAUAAAAUGCAGACAGGGAUUCCACUCAAACCCAUACUAUGGUAUGAAUGCAGCAGUUCUUUUUUUUAAAUCAGUGAAAAUAAUAUCAUAGCAGGAUUUUAGAAAGAAACACGUCUGCCUUUUACCAGGCGGACUCAGAAAGAUGCUUCCACAACCUUUUUCAGGAUGUUUUGUGCAUCUGAAGUAGUUUGUAAAUUAAGUAUUCUGCACGAGCAGUACCACAGUGCAGAUAGGUUUGUUGGAAACCCAAGUAUGUUUGACAUACACGUGAUCAUCUGUUGUGCCUUGAGAGUAGAUUCAACAUGUCGUUGCCUGGCUCCACACACCAUCUGGAAUCGUUUCACUUACUUCUGUGUUACUCGGUCACCGUCGCCCGCCACAUAUGUACCCUCACGGCACUGUAGGCAGGUGGAGACAAACACCGAAAGACCCUGAAAGGAUUUCAGAGGCAUAUCUUUUUAAAAUCAGGUGUCUAUUCUUAAUGUUUGUGGGGAAAAUGAGUCCAGUUAUCCUUUAUAUAUAUAUAUAUAUAUAAAUAUAUAUCUGUUGAGGAGUUUGACAUUAGCUGCUUUCUGUUUUUUCAAUAUGCAACCACUUUGGUCAUACAAGAAAUGUAAUUACAGCGUGUCUGGAAAAGAAACAAACAAUAGAAGAGUUGUUUUCUUUGCACUGAAACAUAACCUUUUUCUGUUUUAAAAAGUUGAUUGUAGUUGAGUCUGGAAACCGGCCUGUUACCGUUCAGUGCUGGACAGAGAUGUAGCCAUCAGCGCUGGGUUUCCUGGAAACAUCUCAUUGCUAAACAUCCGACACUUUUCCAGCUAAAUCAAAGAGACUCAAAGCACGUUUGCAGUAAUCUUGGAGAUUAAUAUCCCCUUUUAAAUGCCCCUUAUUGCAAAAGUCCUGUUUUGAUUACCCUGGUGUUGAGAUGCUUCUGGAAAACCAAGCCCAGGUGACGAUGAUGUCAUUUUCAUGGUUCUUCCACAGACCGGCUGGCUGGAAACUGGCCACGACUGUUCCACUAAGGAAGGAGAUUUAUUUGGUUUAUUUAUUUAAAACAUGUACAGUAUUUAAAAGUAAAAAAAGCAAAAAACAAGAGAAGCUCUUUGUUUUCUUGACACUAAAAUAUGCGUUUACCGAGGGUUUUCUUUUGAGACAAAUGACAAUUUGGACUACUGAGAGUUGUGACAUCCCCAAGUGUUUUUGUUGGGUCAACUACAGUACGUUUUGUUUUUUUAAAAAGGAUCAUUCUGGUUGGUUGAUGUGCAAUAUGUUUUGUAUGCAGGUAGUUCUUAAAUAAACUUGAUCUUCCAUGUAGAUCUAAAACUCAA